AUGUCCAGCUUUCUCAGCACCCCGCUGUACGGUGGUGCCGUGGUUUGUGAUAUCCCAGAGAAGUUUGCCGACGUUAGCAAGCUACGACAGGUUCCAGACAAUCAAGAAGUAUGGAUCGACGAGGAUGGAUUCACCAGUAUCAUUUUUGACGUGACUGAACGCGUGGGAGAGCCAGGUAGAGGCUCCGAAAUUGAUGGCCGUGCUAUUACGACACAUCUUCAGGAGCUUCUUGGGUCUGGCAUUGACGGCGUCAAGAUCUGGAAUACAGCAGAGACCGAGUUCAGUCGUCUGGAAUCGAAAUACCCAGCGUAUACACUUAUUGCGACGCAGACGCCGAAAUCGAGCCAGUCUAGAGAGCGAUCGUCCGCUCCUGACUUCACCGCCAUCAUAAUGACCCUUCUGCGACUGGAGAAAUACAAGACAGACAUUCUUAUCACGAUUAAUGUUCCUCAUAUCAAAGGCGAAUACAACGAAGAAGACGUAGAUCUACAGCUAGGGAAGCAAGGCAAGCUCAUAGGUGAUGCUGUCGAGUACUCUGCGCGUAUUUGGAAGUCAUUCAAGAUCAAGGACUGGGAUCUCUUCGUCAUCGAUGAUUAA
This is a messenger RNA of Beauveria bassiana ARSEF 2860, 597 nucleotides long. RefSeq names its product ran-interacting Mog1 protein. Gene Ontology annotation, biological process: protein import into nucleus. Gene Ontology annotation, molecular function: small GTPase binding; guanyl-nucleotide exchange factor activity. Bases 1 to 597 code for a protein of 198 amino acids. The record is from RefSeq and is a predicted model, not a curated record. The transcript has 3 exons. Gene Ontology annotation, cellular component: nucleus. Lineage: Eukaryota; Fungi; Ascomycota; Sordariomycetes; Hypocreales; Cordycipitaceae.